AUGUGUACGGGCUUAGUACUUGUGAAUCCCGCUGUGGCAAUAAGUCUGAAUAUUGCUGAUUUCAUGGAAGAAGAUAAGUUGAAUUUAAACAGUCUAAAACUGUACAAAUAUUAUCAAUUCUCAGAAAUUCAUGCUGAAGUGCAGUUGAAGAAUUACGGAAAAUUUCUUGAGGAAUACACAUCUCAGCUGAAGAGAAUUGAAGAUGCUUUGGAUGACUCCGUUGGAGAUGUUUGGGACUUCAGUCUUGAUCCUAUUGCUUUAAAGCUUUUGCCAUAUGAACAGUCGUCCCUACUAGAGCUCAUAAAGACAGAAAACAAGGUUCUAAACAAAGUAAUAACUGUGUAUGCUGCUCUUUGCUGUGAAAUCAAGAAGUUAAAAUAUGAGGCAGAAACUAAAUUUUAUAAUGGCCUCUUGUUUUAUGGAGAAGGAGCCACAGAUUCCAGCAUGGUGGAGGGAGAUUGUCAAAUACAGAUGGGAAGAUUUGUUUCUUUCUUGCAGGAGCUGUCUUGCUUUGUUACCCGGUGUUAUGAAGUGGUGGUGAAUGUAGUGCAUCAGCUGGCUGUUCUCUAUACCAGCAACAAGAAUGCACCUAAAAUUAUAGAGACAUCUGGAGUUCAUUUUCAGGCAAUGUACGAGCAUCUGGGAGAGUUGCUCACAGUCUUAAUCACUCUGGAUGAAAUAAUUGACAAUCAUGUCACUCUGAAAGAUCACUGGACCAUGUAUAAGAGACUGUUAAAAUCUGUCCAUCACAACCCUUCGAAAUUCGGGAUUCAGGAAGACAAACUGAAACCAUUUGAAAAGCUGCUGUUAAAACUGGAAUGCCAGUUACUUGAUGGAAUGAUAUUUCAGGCCUGUAUAGAGCAACAGUUUGAUUCUGUAAACGGCGGAGUGUCAGUGUCGAAGAACAGCACGUUUGCUGAAGAAUUUGCUCAUACUCUUCGCGCAGCUUUUGCAAACGUUGAAGCCAAACUUGGUGAACCUUCAGAAAUUGACCAGAGAGAUAAAUAUGUGGGCAUCUGUGGUCUCUUUGUGCUGCAUUUCCAGAUAUUUCGGACUGUAGACAAGAAAUUUUACAAGUCGUUGUUGGAUGUCUGUAAAAAGGUUCCAGCCAUCACAUUAACUGCUAACAUUAUCUGGUUUCCUGACAACUUUCUGAUUCAGAAGAUACCAGCUGCUGCCAAACUUCUGGACAAGAAAAGUAUUCAUACAGUUAAAAUGCAAAGGGAGAACUUUCUACAGCAGAAGGCACAGACACUUGCCAAAGAUAUGCAGUCGUAUUAUGUUUUUGUGAGCUCGUGGAUGACAAAAAUGGAAUCUAUCUUGUCGAAGGAGCAACGCAUGGAUAAGUUUGCAGAAGAUCUUUCUAACCGCUGCAAUGUCUUCAUCCAGGGUUUUCUUUACGCAUACAGUCUUAGCACCAUCAUUAAAACUACAAUGAAUCUCUACAUGUCGAUGCAAAAACCUAUGACCAAAACCUCAGUGAAGGCUCUGUGCAGACUUGUAGAACUUCUGAAGGCAAUAGAACACAUGUUUUACCGAAGAAGUGUGGUUGUGGCAGAUUCUGUGACACACAUUGCUCAGCAUCUGCAGUAUCAGGCUCUUCACUCUAUUUCUGUAGCCAAGAAAAGAGUCAUUUCUGAUAAAAAGUACAGUGAGCAACGCCUGGAUGUCCUCUCUGCUUUGGUGCUGGCUGAGAACACCCUCCAUGGACCGAGUACAAAACAGAGGCGACUAAUUGUUUCUCUUGCACUAAGCGUGGGGACACAGAUGAAAACUUUUAAAGAUGAAGAACUCAUUCCCCUUCAGUUAGUAUUGAAAAAACUAGACUUGAUCAGUGAACUUACAGAGCGAGUUCGAGCACAAUGUGACUGUUGUUUCUUAUACUGGCACCGAGCAGUCUUUCCAAUCUAUUUAGAUGAUGUGUAUGAAAAUGCAGUUGAUUCUGCUAGACUGCAUUAUAUGUUUAGUGCACUACGGGACUGUGUACCUGCUAUGAUGCAUGCAAGACACUUGGAAUCUUACGAGGUGCUUCUGGAAUGCUAUGACAAAGAAAUCAUGGAAGUACUCAAUGAGCACUUGUUGGACAAAUUAUGUAAAGAGAUAGAAAAAGACCUGCGCUUAUCAGUUCAUACACACCUAAAGCUGGAUGACAGAAACCCCUUCAGAGUUGGUAUGAAGGAUCUAGCUCACUUCUUCUUUCUCAACCCAAUACGUUUUUUCAAUCGAUUCAUCGACAUAAAAGCUUAUGUAACUCACUAUUUGGACAAGACAUUCUACAACUUAACGACUGUAGCUCUUCAUGACUGGGCCACCUACAGUGAAAUGAGAAACCUUGCAACUCAGCGCUACGGUUUGAGUAUGACUGAAGCACAUCUUCCCAGCCAGACUCUGGAACAGGGUCUGGAUGUUUUGGAAAUCAUGAGAAAUAUUCAUGUCUUUGUAUCCCGCUACCUCUACAAUCUAAAUAAUCAGAUCUUCAUUGAAAGAACAAGUAAUAACAAACACUUGAACACUAUCAAUAUCCGACACAUUGCUAAUUCGAUUCGAACUCAUGGAACAGGAAUAAUGAACACAACA
Eurypyga helias (sunbittern) is the source of this 2577-nucleotide messenger RNA. It is a transcript of the gene WASHC4, whose product is annotated as KIAA1033 ortholog. Gene Ontology annotation, cellular component: WASH complex; endosome. The annotation marks the transcript as partial. Gene Ontology annotation, biological process: endosome organization; endosomal transport. Lineage: Eukaryota; Metazoa; Chordata; Aves; Eurypygiformes; Eurypygidae. The record is from RefSeq and is a predicted model, not a curated record. The transcript is spliced from 24 exons.